This is a messenger RNA of Mangifera indica (mango), 1102 nucleotides long. RefSeq names its product protein LEAD-SENSITIVE 1-like. The coding region runs from base 372 to 779 and encodes 135 amino acids. The transcript is spliced from 4 exons. The record is from RefSeq and is a predicted model, not a curated record. NCBI's taxonomy places the organism in Eukaryota, Viridiplantae, Streptophyta, Magnoliopsida, Sapindales, Anacardiaceae.
UCUUUACAUUUUUAGUCUAGCCAUUUAUAUAAAACGAUUAUUCGAAUUCCUUGACAAACUAACAGUUUUGUUCCAUUUUUCCAACUUUUCUGGAUUCUCUAUAUGCUAAGUAUUGUUCUUUUUGCGUAUCUGCAUUUGUCAAGGUUGCUAUUGAUCUUCUUCUCCAAAGGAAAAGGCUUCUGUAAAUACUAUUUUAUUACAAUCCCCGGCCAUUCUAUUAAACGGGAAGUUAUUGCUGUAACUUCUUUCAGUUCCAACUUACAAAAAUGAUCAAGUAGUUGACCAAACAAUCAGAGAAUUCGAUCUGGAUAUAUAUAACUUAAUGAAGCCAGCUGCUAUUCAAGCUAGCUUAUACUAAACCAGAAAAUUAGAUGGGACAAAAAACAAGCACUCCAUCUAAUCUCAAACCGGGUGAUCAUAUUUUUACUAAUAGGGCGUGGAUUCUCUACUACCAUCACGGAAUAUAUGUGGGCGACGACAUGGUGAUUCAUCUUAUGGCAGCUGGAAUUAAAAAGAAAUCAGGUUCAUGUGAUUCAUGUCCCAAAUGUGGCUACGAUGGCAGAAGUGGAAUAGUCAAAACUUGCCUUGACUGCUUCCUCAAUGGCAAAAAUUUACAUAUCUUUGUAUAUAACAUCCCUUGCAACUCGCCUGAUGAAGUUAUCAGAAUUGCCACUGAGUUUCUCCAAGGAGAAAAAGAUUUCGGUGCGUACAAUUUUGUAUCUAACAAUUGCGAGGAUUUUGCAUCUUAUUGUAAAACAGUUCUGUUAGUUGGCAUGUGAAGAAGCAUGGUUGUUCUGUGAAGUCAUUGGAUGAAGCUACCGACUUGGCCUAUGGUUUACUUUAUGGUAAUAAUUUAGGUGACUACGAUCUUUUGGGUAGAAACUGUGAGCAUUUUGCGACCUAUUGUAAGACAGGCGUGCCUUUUAGUAUGCAGUCGUUAUGGUUGACGGAAAAUACACAAAUUAUUUCCUCUUUGUUCUCUCUUUUUCAGUUUCAGUUAAGGUAACAAAUAAACUUGUGAUAUGGGAAAGUUGUAAAAGAUUUGGGAAAGAUGAAAGUUGUAGUAUCAUAAAUUUACUUCUGCAAGGUCUAACUUUACUAA